This is a messenger RNA of Macadamia integrifolia, 685 nucleotides long. RefSeq lists its product as uncharacterized. NCBI's taxonomy places the organism in Eukaryota, Viridiplantae, Streptophyta, Magnoliopsida, Proteales, Proteaceae. The record is from RefSeq and is a predicted model, not a curated record.
GAUUGUUCAACCUCCACUUUAAAAAGAUUGGUUGGUAGACCAACUAAGUGUAGGAGAAAGGACCCAGAUGAAGAACCAUCAGGACAGUUCAGAAAAAGAUCCCAUACUAUCUGGUGUAGUAGAUGCAAGUUCACUGAUCACAAUGUGAGGAGAUGUAAAGGAGCCCCAGUGAAAGACAAAGCUGCUUCUUCUAGGAUGUCAGUAGGGACUAAGAGGAAGGAGAGAAGUAUGGGAAGCCAAUCUACCAUCAAAAAUUCACAAAUGUUGACCAGGUCACAAGCUUCCUCUACCACUACUGAAGUGAACAUACAGUUGAAAUCAAAAGAAGAGAAAAGAAAAGCAUGGGAAGCGCAGAAAAAGGCAAGGAAAGAAGGGAGUACAUUUGGAGCACACUGAGAAGGUUGAAGGCUUUCAAAUGGGACUGAACAUAGUAGCUUGGGAUGGGAUGGGAUAUCACUUUGUAAUCUUUUUUGACGUUAUUGUAUUCCUUAAGUAGGUGGAUGGCACCAGUCAUUGGCUGAUGUGUUUUUGAAUUUUUUUUUUUUUUGGGAGAUGUUGAUCUUGGUAUCAGUUCUUGAGUCAUUGGCUGAUGUGGUUUUUGAUGUUUUUUAGAAGAUAUUAAACAUAUAUGUUUAUUAGACAUGUUAAAUUUAUAUGUUCAUAUAUGAUUGCAUUAUCAGGUUCA